Molecule: messenger RNA, 2184 nt
Organism: Lolium perenne
Lineage: Eukaryota; Viridiplantae; Streptophyta; Magnoliopsida; Poales; Poaceae
Source: RefSeq, a predicted model, not a curated record
GAAAGGAAUGUGUUGCCUGAGUGGGUUCCUUCUGAUGAUGAAGAAGACCAAGGCUUCAUUAAUGUGGAUGAUGAUGAUGGUUUUCAGGAGCCAAUAUUUGUGCAGCCUAAAGGGAGGAAGAGCAGAGCAAAGAAAUAUAAACCUAGGGUUUGGUAUGAUGAGAACAGAUAUAUGGCAGCUUCUCAGAUCAAAAAUGAGGAGACAUUUUGCAUCAAGAAGAUGGAGCUACAACAUACAUGUCCAACAGAUCCUACCAAUACCAGGGUGAAUUCAAAGUGGCUUAGCAGACAGUAUGUGGACAAAUUCAGGUCUGACCCAAAUACCAACAUCACUUCUUUGCAGGACAAAGCAAAGAAAGAUUUUGGUGUAUCAGUUCCCAAAAGGAUGGCAUACAGGGCAAAGACUAAAGCCAGGCAGAUGGUGCUUGGUGAUCAUAAGAAGCAGUAUUUUAGAAUCAGGGAUUAUCUACAAACUGUAAUUGAUAAAAACCCUGGUUCUAGAUGUAUUGUCACAACUGGACACAAUGCUGAUAUCUCCUAUGAACCAAGAUUCCAUGGUUUGUUCUUUUGUGUUAAUGCUGCAAGGCUAGGGUUUCUUGAAGGUUGUAGGCCAUUCAUAGGUCUAGAUGGUUGCUUUAUUAAGUUGACAACAGGUGCUCAAAUACUUGCUGCAACAGGAAGAGAUGGCAACAACAACAUGUACCAAAUUGCUUGGGCUGUUGUUGCUAAGGAAGAUACAGAGAAUUGGGUUUGGUUCUUAGAACAACUGAAAGAAGCACUUGGUGGAGAUGAAGGGCAAUUUGGAAGAUACACUAUCAUGUCAGACAGGCAGAAGGGCUUGCUGAAGGCAGUGUCAACUGUAUUCCCAAAUAGCCCACAGAGAUACUGCUUGAGGCACAUCUAUGCCAAUUUUCAAACUGCUGGCUUUAGAGGAGAAGAUUUAAAAAAGUGCAUGGACAAUGCAGCUUAUUCUUACACAAAGCAUGGAUUUGAUGUUGCAAUGGAAGAAUUAAAAAAACAAUCAGAGGCAGCUUGGGUGUGGUUGUCCAAGAUACCUGUGCACACAUGGGCCAGGUGGGCAAUGGACACAAACUGCAAAACUGACUUGGUUGUUAACAAUUUGAGUGAGGUGUUCAACAGGUACAUACUUGAUGUUAGGAGCAAGCCCAUUGUAACUAUGCUUGUUGGAAUUUAUGACAAGCAAAUGAUGAGGCAUGAUGGCAAGAGAGAUGGAGGACAGAAAGCUUCAUGGGCCAUAACACCACACUACACUGAGAUGUUGGAGCUGAUGAAGAAAUAUUCAAGGGCAUGUGUACCAAAGAGGUCAGAUAUUGACCUAUGGCAGGUACAAAGUGGAGACCAUACUGAAGAGGUAAACCUGGACAAAAGGACUUGCUCUUGCAGGAAAUGGGACCUGACAGGAAUGCCUUGCAAUCAUGCAGUUAGUGCUAUUUACCAAGCUGGCAUGCAUCCUGAAGAUUUUGUGUCAGAUUUCUUCAAAAAACCCAUGUAUGUGGCAAGCUAUAGGCCAAUCUUCUAUCCAAUGCCAGCACAACAUGGUUGGACCAAAACAAACACUCCAGACAUAAUGCCACCAAAGUUCAAAGACCACAUGUUGGGUAGAAGGCAAGAGAAGAGGAGGAAGGGAAAAACUGAAGUGCCCAAGCCUAAGGAUACAUCAAGAAUGGGUACCAUAACAUGUAGCAAUUGCAAAUUGCAAGGUCACAAGUAUACUAGUUGCACACAACCUUUGAAGCCUGACCUUGCCAUUAGGAAAAAUAAUCACAAGCCAAGUAGAACUAUGCCUCCACCAGGUUCUACUGUUCCAUCAGCUAGUGCUCCAUCUGCUAGUGCUCCAUCUGCUAGUGCUCCAUCAGCUACUGCUCCAUCUGCUAGUGCUCCAUCAGCUUCUACAGCAUCUGCUAGUGCUCCAUCAGCUUCUACAGCUCCACCAGCUCCAAGAUCAUCUGCAACAAGGCCUCCUACUGCUCCAGCAGCUCCAAGAUCAUCUGCAACAAGGCCUCCUACUGCUCCACCAGGUCCAAGAUCAUCUGCUCAAGGGAGGAGCCAGGGUGUGUAUUCAUACUUCACAGCUGGUGCAAAUGCAAGUGCUGGCAGAGAACCUGGAGUUGGACCUCUUGGCAAUUCAUAUGCUGGUCCUAGCUGUUCACCAGAUGAUUGUUAG